This is a messenger RNA of Rhododendron vialii, 3146 nucleotides long. RefSeq lists its product as uncharacterized. Bases 1556 to 2947 code for a protein of 463 amino acids. The record is from RefSeq and is a predicted model, not a curated record. NCBI's taxonomy places the organism in Eukaryota, Viridiplantae, Streptophyta, Magnoliopsida, Ericales, Ericaceae. The transcript has 6 exons.
GUAACACCAAGUAGUAAACAAAAAACAGUUGGUGGUGUUUGUCAAUGCAUUAGUAAUUUCCUAGCUAUAGGGGAGCUACAGCAAAUAAAUGUAAACUUCAUUUUGUUAUAUCACUUACCACUUAAAUUACUUGAUUAAAAGACUUAUAACCAAUUAGUGAGAUGAACCUUGCGGGUUAGCCUAGUGGUUAAAGCCUAUAACUUAGGGGUUUUGCUAUCUCCUAAUGUCUCAUGGUCAAAAACCUCUUAAGUGCUAUUAAUUUUUUUGGGUCUAGUCCAUUAAUUGAGACCCCAUAGCAAGUGGACACUGUGAUUAAUCGUGAUGCGCAUAAACUUGGCCUGGACACCUGCCAAUUAGUGGGAUGUAGUUUUUGUGUAAUCUCAAACGAUAACAAUGAGAAGGUAAAUAUGAUUUGCUUUUAGUGACUUGAUUAAAAGUCUCAUAACCAAUUAGUUAAGUAUAAUUUCAAUUAUUUCUCAGAUAAAAUUAGUUCUAGAACAAACCCUUCCUUCUGCAUACGGUUCGCAAUAAGUCUUCUCUCUGAUUAUUACUCUUAUAUCUCUAUCUCUCUACUUAUUUUACCCCCAAAACUCCCUCAAACUCAAAUCAAACAAAGCCGAGCCUGAAGCAAAGGGUUGUCCAUUCUCAGCCCAUUAUUUUGUAUGUUAAGAGAUGCUUCCUUUUUAGCCAUAUAUGCGCUAAUUGAUGUGCUUCAAGUUUUACAUUUUCUCUCUUUAUUGGUAGGACCAGUAAAAAGCUGAGAUUAACAAUUCUCCGUUUUGGAACCAUUACAAAAAUCUUUUGGGUCUCCGUUUUACUGGAAUUCCAUUUGGUUACUGAUUUACUGUGGGCCAUUGGAAAACGAAAAUGCUACUGGUACACAACAGUUUGUGGGGUCCACUUUUGGGUCCAACACGAAUAAUCUGAAUCGUUCAUUAAUUUUAAAACAAAUUUUUGAGUGGCUUUUAAAAAAUCAGCUCUAUUUUGGAUAUACAUAAGUGGUUGAUUCAAUCUUUCAAGUUUUUAUUAAGAAUUCAGGAUCUUUUGAAUGAAAUUUGUAAAAGAUUGGAUCAACCCCUUACGCAUAUUCAAUGGAGUUGAUUUUUAGCAACAUCACUAUAAAAUUAUUUUAAGGUUUAUGAACAAUUUAAAUUAUUUGUAUGAGACCCAAAAAUGAGUCCGCUUGGUGUAUAUUUUCGGCACCCAUAGGCCAUAGUCGAGCUCAUUGGAAAAUAAAAAAUGUGCAACUAACACAAUCCCGGAAUAGCCGGGGGUACCCACGUGACAUAAUAUGUCGUCUCAGUAGUCUAAAGUCAAAAGACUUACUUGAAGACAAAACCUUUGAUCUGAUUGGCCUUAAUUUCUUCUCUCUCCUCCCUCUUUCAACUCCGCAGAUACUGCCCCGCUUCGCUUACACAAAAGUAGGUAUAUAGGUUAACACGUUAUAAAACACCCCAAAAUAUCAGAUACAGAAGAGAGAAAAACACUGAGGUGACAGAGAGGAAUUGUUCUUGAUCGGCUUUUUUCUGUGUUUAAUGAACAGGUGAUUGUCAUUAUGGUUCAGGGGCUCGGUUGGAAUGAGGAUGGAUUAUUUGCUUCUGCAGAUGAUUAUCAUACCUCUGUUUCUAAGAGAACCAAGCUGAAUUUCCCGCAAUCCAAUCAUCAGGAAGUAGACUCCUCUAAAAAAUCAAGUCCUCUUGGCUUGACAUUAACCAAGACACCAUCCUUCGUCAACUUGGUAGAAAUGAAACUAUCCCAAACAAGGAGCAAAAGCUGUUCAAAUGAGAAACAUCAAGCUUUAGUUCAAGAAACAAAGAUGGAUGGUUUUGUGCCUCAACCAAUGUCAGACAGAGAGAAAUUGAAGGCCUCAAACUUUCCUGCAUUACUACUAAAGAUUGGUUCUUGGGAGAGGUUAACUAGGCAAGAAGGGGAUUUGAUAGCAAAGUGUUACUAUGCCAAGAGGAAAAUUGUGUGGGAAGUGUUGGAGGGCUCUCUUAAGAGCAAGAUUGAAAUACAAUGGUCUGACAUUGAAGCAAUUAGAGCAAUUAUUCGCAACAAUGAGCCUGGAAUAUUGGAAAUUCAGUUGAAGCAAUCACCUCUGUUCUUUCGAGAGACUAAUCCACAGCCCCGGAAGCAUACUAUUUGGCACGAGGCAUCGGACUUUACGGGAGGUCAAGCUCGCAUUUGCAGGAUACAUUUAGUGAAAUUUCCUCCAGGAACUCUUGACAAGCACUACGAGAAGCUUUUGCAAUGUGAUGAUCACUUGUGGGAGCUAAGCCAAAGGCCUUUCCCAAGCUUGAAUUCUCUUUACUUCUGUUCAAGCAACAUAGAUGGAGUUUUAGAGAUCCCUUUUGAUUUCACUUCAUGCAAUUCGCCAUUCCCUCGUCCAACUAUUCCUCCAUCUUUGGUUCCUCCUCAUCAAACUCAAAAUUUCAAGUUACCAACUGGGCAACCUCUCGAUAUCGUAAACUCCAAGUCACCAAUGUCAGUUUUCAAGUGUCAAUGGAGAAAGCAAAACAGUACUGAUUCUGCACUUGAGAAUCAAUGGAUGGAUCCAAACACAGGAGUUCUUUUUGACUUUGAAAACCAUUUUCUAAGUGAGUCACAGAAUGAGUGGUCUAAUGAGAGAAAACUCCUUGCCAGAUUGCGGUCAAUGUGCCAACCAUUUCAGGAAGCAAGUCCUGAGAAUGUAAUUGGCAUGAAUCAGUUAGAGUAUAAUCAAGAAACAUUUUACAAUGAACCUUCGAUUUUGGGUGGAAACGAGACUUUUAAAGUAGGUGGUGGCAUAAUUAACCCUCGGCCCAUCGAUUGGUUGCCUUCACAAGUUUUUGAUGAGAAUCAGACGGUGAAUUUUGUAUCAGCAAACUCAUUGUAUCCAUACGAGUUGUCACAACAAAAGGUAAUGGAUUAUGCAGCCUCCGGAGUUGGCCACAAGGUCGAUCGGUAGUGUUGAAGAUGAGGAAAGUAGGGGUUGGUUGCAGGCAGGGGUGUGUGUUAGUUAAUGUUACUAGACUAUUAGGAGUUGUAGGCAGGGGUGUGAGUUAGUUAAUGUUACUUGACUAUUACUUGUUUGUUUCAUGACUUCUCUGAUUUUGUGGAUUAGGAGGGAAAUAAUUAAUUUUCAUUUCCUCUAUUGAAAAUGCAAA